GUCUGCAACUCUGCAGUGUCUGCCGUGUCUGUCUGCUCUUGCUGCGUUGCAGGUUACGGCAUAACGGCAGCGUUAUGUGUAUAUUUGUAAUGUAUUUGUGCUAAAGAUGGUUCUAUCUUUACCGAACGUCCUUAAUCAUCAUCUUUUUAUUACGACAACGUCAUACCUAUUGUAAUUAUGACUGCUGGUGUGAACAGCAUUGAUAAUUUUCGGCGUGAGUCGCGCCGCUGAAGCUUAAAAUUUGUAUGGUGUCCGGCGUUUGCCAACUGGAACAGUUUAUUUAGAGCUAUAACUUGGUCAGGGAUUAAAAGUGUCAGGGCGUGUGGUUCCAUAAUUUCCAAAAGCAGUGUUUACUUACUUGCAGUGCAGGUAAUAAUAUUCAAGUCGAUGUGAGGUGGGUCGAGCAAACAUGGACGAGAUCAAACGGGAAAAUGACUCGGAUUUCAUAAAUUUACUGAAGGAACUGAAAAAAGAGGGUGAAUUAGAUUCCAAAGAGUGCCUUGAGCAGCAAGUGUUCAAGUGGCGUAACACCAUUGAAUACGAAUAUCUAGAGAACUGGUUGACGAGCGACAAUGAAGAGUGGCGACUCGGUGCAUUGUCACUGCUUGCGAUAUCCAAGAAAAGCACACUCGGCUUCACAGAGCAGGAACUCGAAUUGAUCAUUACGUUUUUAACAUGCAACAUCAGGGACAGGAUCGAGUACGUGCCUCUUAUAAAAAAGGUUUUGAAGCGACUCAACGACAGCUAUAUGGUGAUGAAUCGCCAAUUGGAGAGGGAAAUGAAAAAAUUGGAGAGCGAGCAUUCCGUGGUUCAUACAGAUCCACACGCAAAAUCCAACAUCUCAGCAAACAUCCUGUCCUACAAAUCUUUUGUAACUACUUUACACGCGGUGUGCGUAAGAAAUCUCUACCCUGGCGCAGUAAACGUCAGGAAAAAAUCGAGCCUACAGAUACUAUGUCUGAUAAAUGAGUUCUUAUGCCAAGAUCUAACAGACACUCUGUACAGCCUUGAUGAUUAUAAGGUACUGUUGGAUUGCGUUCUCCUAGAUACCUACGAGAACAACAAAGAAUUGGCGUAUUUUCUGAUUGAGUCAACAAAGCUCACCGAUACGUUUUUCGAUACUCAAGAGAAACUUUCCGAGCUCAUCGAGGUUGCCGUGCAGUUGGCCGAUAACGUUCGGCCUCUGGACUGCAUUGCUGCGGCUUACAUGCUGAGAAUAAGCAUGCUGUCCUCGAGAGUAGAGGAGGUACUUAUCAAAAUGACCAAGUUCAAGCCAAGCGAUUGCUUAAAGAAAAAAACAGUUUUUCAGAUGAUGAAGCUGUUAACACUAAACUUAAAGGGUCCGUUUCAAUUAGUCAGGAAAAGCAUAGUUAUGGCUACGAGCAAACAUUCGCUGUAUGGCUAUGUAUUUUGUAUCCAUAAUAUAUUAACAACAAUUGAUUUAAAUACUGUAGAUGACUAUUCAUGGCGGAAUUUGAUGACUGAUAUUGUAAAUAUAUGCUUCAUAUUGAUCGAAGGUGUCUCAGAAAUUGUAAAUAACUCGUCCCCAGAGGGACACCUGCCCAUGGACCUCGAUUCUCGGCACUUGAACUGCAUCACGAAGGACGAUGAUAAUGUCGUGGUCACCGCCCAAAGGGUCCUACUUUGUUCCUGGAGAACGGUCAAAGAAAUCAGUUUGUUUUUUGGUUUUUUGGCUGGCCACGCCCCCAUAAAAACCGAAGAAUUGACAACUGGCCUAUUGCAUGAAUAUCAUAUGAUACAAAUCGGUAACGAAUUGUUUACACUUUUAUGCGAGACAAAGCACAGAGGGGCGUUUGAACAAGCUCACGUUGGCUUUCAGCAGCUGUGCAACCGAUUGUGGCAUUUGGACGUCGAGAGUUCUGAUUUGCAAAAUUUGCCAAAAUUCUGGUUGAGACAGAUAUUACUUGCCGUGGUUGGCUUGACGACUGAGAAUUCAAAACUGUGCGCUACGAGACGAAGCGCUGGGGUGCCGUUUAUGGUUCAAGCACUGGUCACUUCGGAGAUUAAAAAGCACGGUAACGCGAAAAAUUACAUCUUCCAUCCUGUGAUGAACAUUUUAUUGAAGCUUGCCUUCUUGAACGAUGAUUUUAAUGUGGCCGAAGUAAAAACGAUACUGAGUAGCGAAAUUUUGUUAUUCACUGAUGAGUACUUGGAAAAGACAACAAAAGAGUGUACACAGUUGAACGAGAUUACGGAGAUAAAAAGCCAUGCUCUAAACAUUUUGAGAGCCCUGUUUAGACACUGUCUUCUCGGGGAUUUAGUCAAAGACUACAUAGCUGAUGGUUUCAUCGUCGCUUUCAAGAGUUACGAUGGUAAAACGUGGGCUGAAAGGAAUGCAGCAACGUUGUUGUUUAGCUCUCUUAUGGUCCGUGUUUUCGGAGUACAGAGAACCAAAGACCACGUCAACCUAUCAGUGUUCAACCAGAUGUCUGGAAAAACGUUUUUUGGCAGAUAUCCCGCUCUAUCAGAAUUCAUAUUCUACGAGCUGAAAGCAUUCGUCAACAGUCCCGAGGAUGAAAUUAAGCCGAAGAUCCAGUGCAUGCUUUUGAUACUGUCCAGAUUGAUGCCCAGUUCUUAUUCUUGGAAUUACAGUAAAGGGGAUAAAAGUAGCUGGCAGAUGGAUAAUUUUAUCGAUUUAGUAUCAAAAUGUAGCAAAAGUAGAGUUUGGAAAACCCGUGAAUUAGCAGCGAGAGCGUUAGUGCCAUUAAUAAUGAACCACAAUAUCCACGCCAAAUGUUGCAACAUCAUACAGUUGAUGACCUCGAAUAAUUUACCUCACAACUUGUUGCAUGGCUAUACUUUACAGUUUCUCCAGUUUGCAAAGAGCCCUGUUUUCGAGAAGAUUCCAUUCUCAACGGAAGAGAUUCAGAAACUUAUCAAUUUUACUGUCAUACUACUGGAUAAUCUUGAAAAUUCCGAGAAAGCCUGUUUCCCGGCUUCGACUGCCGUUCUAGAGAUUUUUAUCGAGUUGUCCAAAAUGAAUCCAUACAGUUAUAUCUGCAGAGGUUCAAACUAUUUAAACCUGCACGUAAAAAUUCAAGCUCACUUGAUGGACAACAACGUGCUCAAGAGAAAGCCCGGUAUCGAGUUGUAUGAGGUCGCGGCGAUAAAUUUGCUUCUAACUGAAAAUUACUUCGGUUCGCUGAUAAACAACGAAUACUUUUCCCCUCAGUUCUUCGAUUAUUUGUUGAAGCAUCGAAACGAGGAAGUUUUGUCGAUCUCCUGGUCGAAAUUAAUUUAUGUGAUACUAAAGACAAACAAUGCGAUGUUGUACGAUCUCGGAUUUUUAAAGGCCGUCAAAGCUCUGGAUAAACCCGCAGAUGACCCUGACUUGCAAGAGUCAAUUCAUGACUUUUUGUACCGCGCUCUUCAAGAGAUGGAGAGGGGCAACGAGUGCACCGAGUGCACGUUUUCCAAGGACGACGAGAAGGUCUACAUGUGUAUGCACAUCUUUACGAAAAUGAGUCAGGCUAUGAAAGCUAAAGAUUUUCAUCCAAGGGGAAAUUUUUUAAAAUUGUUUGCAAGGACUUUUGGAUACUUACUGAGGACGAGGAAGGAUACCGAGCUGACGAUGGCUGCCAAGAAAGUUAUGUACGAUGCCAUAUCCACCUAUUCCACUAUGGAGUCGAAUAUUGAUUGCCGAAUUGGUAUAUCCGAAGUGAUGCCAUUGCUUUACAUUGGGAUCAACGACAAGACAAAAAAAAACGACAUUUAUCUUAUACUUCAGUGGUGGACCACACUUUUGCAAUUACUUUACGAUGACAGCGCCGAAGUUCGUAGUAAUGCAAUACUAAUAAUUAGUAACUUAAUGCCGGAAACCAAAACUUACUGCGAGACAAUAGUCACGGAUACAUUUUUCAUGAAGUUUGCGUCUGCACUCACAGAAGUGGUCGAAGCCGUGGCAGCUGCUUGUUUCUGCUGGAGCAUGAAAUCAGCCGCUAUUGUUCUCGAAGAAAUCGAUGAGGCCGAUGUAUUCAACAAAAGUUACAAUUACGAGUGCUUCGAGCCUCUGCACAUUGCAAGAAAUUGCUGCUUACACUUGAGAUGCGGUGUCUUAAAGCACAAUGUCAAUUCGCUCACACUGCCGAAGCCGCUAAAAGAAUGGCUGCAAAUGGAACUUCAUCUGAACGAGAGUUUGGAAUUCGAGACGCUCGACGAAUUGAUCGACAAGUAUAAAGUAAUGGUUCCCGAAUGUGAGAAGACGCUCAAGAGGGUACUGGAUCCGGCUUAUCCUGCCAAAUUAAUAAACGAGAUCGUCUACGAAGAGAUGAAAAAAUGCUGUGAUACAGAAGGCCGCCUAAAUAUUGAGUAACAUCAUAAUAUUAUCACGAGUUCGAUUCGAUCGCCAUUACCUGCCGCGAGUGAACAAUCAGACACUCAUAGUUCGAAUUAGUUGCUAAAUCGAUUUUACAUAGGUAAAUAUGUAAUUUAUAUAUGAUACGGAAUGUCGAGGGGUACAAUUGUAUUUGAACUCUCGCGUCAAAUCAAAAGCGCCUGUUUCUCAUCCCACGGACUGUACACACAAUCUGACGAGAAUCGAGAAGCUGCUGAUUUUUUGUACAUAAGCGUAUGAGGACAUUGUUUUGCAUUUUUUUAAAACGUAACAGUUUUAUUACAAGUAUACGCGUACGGUAUCCACAUAACAACUCGAAAGACUUUCUUGCAAACAUACAUGCGCCUAAUAGCUAAGAAUCUAAAUAAUUUAUAUAACGCACAAAAAUAUUUUAGUCAUGUAUUUUGUUUAGUUUUUUUUGUAUCAUUAUUCGUAUACAGACAACAAUCUGAAAAAAAAAAAAUUCAAUAAAUCACGUUGAAUCUUUUACAAAACGUACUUUACGCACCAGUCGAAUGAAUAUUCCAAACCCUAAGCGCU
Molecule: messenger RNA, 4894 nt
Organism: Copidosoma floridanum
Lineage: Eukaryota; Metazoa; Arthropoda; Insecta; Hymenoptera; Encyrtidae
Gene: THADA
Product: Thyroid adenoma-associated protein homolog
Biological process (GO): tRNA methylation
Cellular component (GO): cytosol
Source: RefSeq, a predicted model, not a curated record